Messenger RNA from Triticum turgidum subsp. durum (durum wheat), 768 nucleotides. NCBI's taxonomy places the organism in Eukaryota, Viridiplantae, Streptophyta, Magnoliopsida, Poales, Poaceae. The record is from the annotation of a GenBank genome assembly.
AUGAGGAUCAGGAGGAGGCCGCAGCAGCCCUCCCCCUACACCGCCGCCCUGCUGCACCACCAGCAGCAGUACCGCUCAGAUCCGUCCACAUCCACGCACCAGACCCCGCGGAAUGCGGAGGAGCGCGGCCAGGGACGCGGGGGCGACGAGGAGGAGGAGGAGGGGCGGGCCAGGCCGCCGCAUCCGCAUGCCAAUGCGGAUCUCGGCCGCAAGCCCGCCGCCGCCAGGCGCCUGGCAUUGCCGCAGGACAAUGCAGUCGAGGGCCAGGGCGCGGCGGCGGAGCAUGAUGAUGCUUUUUUUUGCACCUGCAGCAGCAAUGGCCAUGGCGGCGUCGCCGGCUGGAAGCCGGACGUGGCAUGCACGGGCGCCGGCGAGCGGGCGGUGAAGGUGGAAGAUCCGGUCGCGAAUGGCGUGGCGGCGUUGUCGGACGUCAAGGAGGAGAAGAAUGGCAGCGGCGGCGCGGCUGGCGGGGCCAAGAAGCGGCGCGGCCCGGCGGUGCUGAUGGAGGGGUCGCGGUGCAGCCGCGUGAACGGGCGCGGAUGGCGCUGCAGCCAGCCGACGCUGGUCGGCUACUCCCUCUGCGAGCACCACCUGGGCAAGGGCCGGAUGCGCAGUGCGGCGGCGGCCGCCGCAGCCGGCGUCGGUGGCGGCGGGCGCGGAGGCCCCGGCCAGCUCGGCCGCACCGAGCACCGGGCCAGGAUGCCCGUCGGUGUCGCGGUGACCACCGCGGCGGCCAAGGCGGAGGAGCCGGGCCUGCGGCCCUACUAG